This is a messenger RNA of Pseudogymnoascus verrucosus, 2302 nucleotides long. RefSeq lists its product as uncharacterized. Bases 117 to 1889 code for a protein of 590 amino acids. The transcript has 2 exons. The record is from RefSeq and is a predicted model, not a curated record. Gene Ontology annotation, molecular function: zinc ion binding. NCBI's taxonomy places the organism in Eukaryota, Fungi, Ascomycota, Leotiomycetes, Thelebolales, Thelebolaceae.
GUCGUCCUUAACCUCAAAAACCAUAAAAUAUAUCUCACUCUAAGAUUUCCUUUCCUUUACUCUCACGUGUCCGCAUCUCUCGCCUUCUCCCCCACCAACAGGCUCCAAAGUCUGAAAUGCGCCUCAUAAACACCAAAACCCUCCGCAUAGAGGAGUUCUUCGACGGCCACGCUCCCAAAUAUGCCAUCCUCUCCCACCGCUGGCUCGAUGGCGAAGUCACGCUGCAGGAAAUGCAAGCGGAGAGCUGUACCAACAAGCCCGGCUACCAAAAAAUCCUAAGCACCUGCAAGCAAGCUCUCUCCGACGGCCUAUCCCACGCCUGGAUUGACACCUGCUGCAUCGACAAGACCAGCAGCGCUGAGCUCUCCGAGGCCAUCAACUCCAUGUACCGGUGGUACGCCGAAGCUGAGAUCUGCUACGCCUUCCUCAACGACAUUGCUGUAGACGAUAUCCUCUCCAGUCCCGGCGAAGACGCUUUCGCAAAAAGCAUGUGGUUCUCCCGCGGCUGGACGCUCCAGGAACUUGUCGCCCCCGAGCAUGUCACCUUCUACAACACCUCCUGGAUUGAGAUUGGAACUAAAGCCUCCCUCCGCGUCGCUAUCGCAGCAGUAACCCAGAUCGACGUCUCCAUGCUGCAGUCCGGCGCGAACCUAGACGACUACAGCAUCGCGCGCCGCAUGUCGUGGGCUUCGCGCCGCAUGACCACCCGGAAAGAAGAUAUGGCAUACUGCCUCCUCGGUAUCUUCAACGUCAACAUGCCCAUGCUCUACGGCGAAGGUGACCGCGCCUUCAUCCGCCUGCAAGAGGAAAUCAUGAAGAACUCCGACGACCACUCCCUCUUCGCCUGGUCCUCCCCCAGUCCCGCAGCUCGCGGCCUCCUCGCGCGCUCCCCCGCCGACUUCGCAACCUGUGCAUCCAUCGACGCUACCCACUCCCGCUGGAACCGUGAGCCCUACGCUAUCUCCAACUUGGGCCUGAAGAUCAAUCUCCCCAUGGUACCGUGGGCUAUGGACACCUACCUCGCCGCCCUGGACUGCGCUCGCGACGGACAGCGUCUAGGCAUCUUCCUUCGCCUGCUGCCUAGGGAUAAUCGCUACGCCCGCGUCAUGUUAGGGGGCGAAGACUUGUGUGUCUUCCGCGACGGCCUAGCGCAGAAGUGCACUUACCGCGACGUCUUCGUGCAACAGCGCCUCUGGGGCUCCGUCCUAGCCGAAGAGCGCUUCUACGGCUUCUGGAUGCGCACGCUCCUGUCGCCGAUGAAGUCGGCGCCGAAGAUAAAGGGGCAGCAAAAGAGCAAUAAGCGGUAUCAGACGACAACCAAUGAGGAUGAGUCGUUAUCGGAGGUCAUCACGCGCGGAGAAUGGGACGACGAGAAACGUCUCUUUGAGCUUAAGAUCGGGGAUAGCGGGACGGCCGGGGCGAUUCUUCUACGCGAGGGGGGCAGGACGACUACGAUCAAGGUUGGCCUUGAUGGGGUAUUUAACCCCCGCGUCCAGGUCGGGGGGAGCAUCUUCAGUCCGGAGAUUGGGAACUUGGAUAUCUACUCCGAGGCGGGGAGGCUACAUCCGUCGUGGAUGGAUGCGCCGGCGCGUAGCAUGUACUUGUUCCGGGGAACGCGGCUGGACGGCUUGCUGGUGGAUGACUACCCCUGGCGGAUCUCGGUUUAUAACGGGGUGAUUCCAAAGACGGGGAGGAUGGGGUGGAUUGUUGAUAUUGAGAACUCGGAUGGGAAUAAGGGGAAGGAAUUCAACCGCAUCUGCGACGGCUGUAACUCUACCAUCUACAAAGUCUGGCACAAGUGCACUGAGUGCGAUGAGUUUGACUACUGCUCCAAGUGCGUAGCCAACUCGGAAGACACACACAACCACAAAUUCGAGGCGAUAACUUGAGUUUCCUUGGACAGACAAUAAAUAAAUAAAUAGAUCUCAUUCUCUGUGCCGGCGGCCUCAAGGCCGGGGAGCUAUGCAGUGCGUCCAGUGACGUGGGUAGCCAACAGUCUCUGGUCAGUCACAGCUAGCAAAAUCAAAGGCUGAGCCGAGUUACAGUACAUUCAGGUAGAGGUUGUCGUCGCGAUGGGGGAAAAUAUGCGAUACUUGUUGAUGGUGCCGAGCCUGCGCUUCAAAUGCCAGUGCAACUAGCCUUUGAAACACAGGCACGGCUCCCAUGAACACUUAUCAUACUCUUCACUACCACGACGAACUCCCCAGUAAGAUUUUGAACGGGCAACCCAGUUCCACGCUUUAAACACAUUGCUAUACACACAUCUCCAAACAAACCCAGCGCCUAUUCCAGCACCUGAAUC